Molecule: messenger RNA, 747 nt
Organism: Stylophora pistillata
Lineage: Eukaryota; Metazoa; Cnidaria; Anthozoa; Scleractinia; Pocilloporidae
Biological process (GO): heterophilic cell-cell adhesion; establishment or maintenance of epithelial cell apical/basal polarity
Cellular component (GO): plasma membrane; protein-containing complex
Molecular function (GO): calcium ion binding
Source: RefSeq, a predicted model, not a curated record
UCCGUGAACAACGAUAUGAUCUCAACAGCCUUUUGGUCGGUCAGCGGGAAAGAAGUAAAGAUCACGCGCAGUGACGACCCCAGUCACACUCCUCUGUUACAGACCACAGGUAACUGUUUGGGUGGACAAACAUUUCGAUCCAAAAUCACAAGUUACGGCGACUUUAGAAAUGGCGCAGUUUGGGCCAGUGAUCAGUGUCUUGGAAACUGUACGGUUCAAUAUGGAGGACUCUACAAAUCAACAGAUGGGUUUCAACAGGCUAGUUGCCGUGGACACAUCCAAAGUGCCGACAAGAUCGGCUUCUGGUGUGACUGGAGUGAUGGUGAUGGAGCAGUGAUGAUGAUUGGUGGAGGAGGAAAAGAAUGUGGUCGUGCAGAUCAUGGGAUUGGAAUCACAGAAACUAACGAAGCUUCUUUUGUUCUGAAAAACCGAGAGGAAUAUGACUUUGGAUAUAAUGCUAACAUUAAAAACGCUCCAACCCAAUCCUACUCGUUGAACUUAUGGAUCAGUUAGAAAUAACCAGCUCUUAACUUUUCAAACUUAGAUUAUAUUAGAUCUGAAGAACUUUGAAGAUAUAUUAUUCAUUUCGUGUUACAUCGUGAUACAAGUAAGAUAAACAUUUUAAAAUGAUUAGUAACAGCGCACCUGUUUCCUCUUACAGCAAAGAUAAAAUGGCCUGACCAUCACCCCAGCCGCAACGCUAUAAUAUUUUUACAUCUUGAGAUAUUUUCUGGCAACAAUUUAAAU